Molecule: messenger RNA, 2932 nt
Organism: Cynara cardunculus var. scolymus (artichoke)
Lineage: Eukaryota; Viridiplantae; Streptophyta; Magnoliopsida; Asterales; Asteraceae
Product: elongation factor 2
Exons: 4
Coding region: 146-2677 (843 amino acids)
Biological process (GO): translational elongation
Cellular component (GO): ribonucleoprotein complex; cytosol
Molecular function (GO): GTP binding; translation elongation factor activity; ribosome binding
Source: RefSeq, a predicted model, not a curated record
ACAUUAUAUCUCUCGUGUAGACCAAAGCUAAGGGUCACUGAGAGUUCGUCUCCCUUCUCCGCCGCUUCCUCUUGUUUUCUUGGAGGAUUUUUGUAGGCACACAUAUUAAUUACAUUUUUGUUGGAGAUACCUAAAACUAGGCAAAAUGGUGAAGUUUACCGCUGAAGAGCUUCGUAGGAUUAUGGACUACAAGCAUAACAUUCGUAAUAUGUCUGUUAUUGCUCAUGUUGACCACGGGAAAUCUACCUUGACUGAUUCUCUUGUCGCUGCUGCUGGUAUUAUUGCCCAAGAAGUUGCUGGUGAUGUUCGUAUGACUGAUACCCGUGCUGAUGAAGCGGAACGUGGUAUCACCAUCAAGUCCACUGGUAUCUCACUUUACUAUGAGAUGACCGAUGCAGCUCUCAAGAGCUUCACAGGAGAGCGAAAUGGGAAUGAGUACCUGAUCAAUCUUAUUGAUUCACCUGGACACGUCGACUUUUCUUCUGAGGUCACUGCUGCCCUACGUAUCACUGAUGGUGCUUUGGUUGUGGUCGAUUGUAUCGAAGGAGUUUGCGUUCAGACAGAAACUGUUCUUCGACAAGCCCUUGGAGAAAGGAUCCGUCCUGUUUUGACUGUCAACAAGAUGGACAGGUGUUUCCUUGAGCUUCAAGUUGACGGAGAAGAAGCAUACCAAACGUUCCAAAGGGUUAUCGAAAACGCUAAUGUCAUCAUGGCCACAUACGAGGACCCACUUCUUGGUGAUGUUAUGGUUUACCCCGAGAAAGGUACCGUUGCUUUCUCUGCCGGGCUUCACGGUUGGGCUUUUACCCUAACCAACUUUGCAAAGAUGUAUGCUUCUAAGUUUGGAGUUGACGAGUCGAAAAUGAUGGAAAGGCUUUGGGGAGAAAACUUUUUCGACCCCAAAACUAAGAAGUGGACCACCAAGAACUCGGGUUCACCGUCGUGCAAGCGUGGGUUUGUUCAAUUCUGUUACGAACCCAUUAAGCAGAUCAUCAACACUUGCAUGAAUGACCAGAAGGAUCUGUUGUGGCCUAUGUUGACAAAGCUUGGUGUGACCAUGAAAUCUGACGAGAAAGAGUUGAUGGGUAAGGCGUUGAUGAAGCGUGUUAUGCAGACAUGGCUUCCUGCUGCUACAGCUCUACUUGAAAUGAUGAUCUUUCAUCUGCCUUCCCCUCACACGGCCCAAAGAUACCGUGUUGAGAAUUUGUAUGAGGGUCCGUUGGAUGAUUGUUAUGCUAAUGCCAUUAGAAACUGUGACCCCGAUGGUCCUCUUAUGCUUUAUGUUUCUAAGAUGAUUCCCGCUUCCGACAAGGGCCGUUUCUUUGCAUUUGGGCGUGUUUUUGCUGGAAAGGUUUCCACGGGAUUGAAGGUUAGGAUCAUGGGUCCAAACUAUGUACCUGGAGAAAAGAAGGAUCUGUAUGUGAAGAGUGUUCAGAGAACCGUUAUCUGGAUGGGAAAGAAGCAAGAAACCGUGGAGGACGUCCCCUGUGGUAACACUGUUGCGUUGGUCGGUUUGGAUCAGUUCAUCACCAAGAAUGCAACUUUGACAAACGAGAAAGAGGCCGAUGCCCAUCCGAUCCGUGCCAUGAAGUUUUCUGUCUCACCGGUUGUGCGUGUUGCGGUUCAGUGCAAGGUUGCAUCUGAUCUCCCUAAGCUUGUUGAAGGUUUGAAGCGUUUGGCCAAGUCCGAUCCUAUGGUUGUUUGUACCAUCGAGGAGUCUGGUGAACACAUCAUCGCUGGUGCUGGAGAGCUUCAUCUCGAAAUCUGUUUGAAGGACUUGCAGGACGAUUUCAUGGGCGGUGCCGAAAUCGUUGUUUCUGACCCAGUCGUGUCUUUCCGUGAAACCGUUCUUGAGAAGUCGUCCCGCACCGUGAUGAGCAAGUCCCCCAACAAACAUAACCGUCUCUAUAUGGAAGCUAGGCCCAUGGAGGAAGGACUUGCCGAGGCCAUCGAUGAUGGCAGGAUUGGUCCUCGUGAUGACCCCAAGGUUCGUGGUAAGAUCUUGGCUGAGGAAUUCGGUUGGGACAAGGAUCUCGCCAAGAAGAUCUGGUGUUUCGGUCCCGAAACAACCGGACCCAACAUGGUUGUCGAUAUGUGUAAGGGAGUCCAGUAUUUGAAUGAAAUCAAGGAUUCUGUCGUUGCUGGGUUCCAAUGGGCUUCAAAAGAAGGUGCUUUAGCCGAAGAAAACAUGAGGGGUAUUUGCUUCGAAGUGUGCGACGUUGUUCUCCAUGCUGAUGCUAUUCACAGAGGUGGUGGCCAAGUUAUCCCGACCGCCAGGAGGGUCAUCUACGCCUCCCAACUCACUGCCAAGCCCCGCCUCCUCGAGCCGGUGUACUUGGUGGAGAUUCAGGCACCCGAGCAAGCUCUCGGUGGAAUCUACAGUGUCCUGAAUCAAAGGCGUGGUCACGUGUUCGAGGAAAUGCAGAGGCCCGGUACACCACUGUACAACAUCAAAGCAUAUCUGCCGGUCGUGGAAUCGUUUGGAUUUUCUGGUGCAUUGAGAGCUUCGACUUCCGGUCAAGCUUUCCCGCAAUGUGUGUUUGAUCAUUGGGACAUGAUGUCCGCCGAUCCGUUGGAGGCCGGGUCUCAGGCGAGCACGCUCGUGUCCCAAAUCCGUAAGCGAAAGGGUUUGAAGGAGCAGAUGACACCGCUCUCGGAGUUCGAGGACAAGCUGUAAGCGGCAAAAACUGGUUUUUGCGGGUGAGCGAUAAUCGUCAAGUCGUUGGAUUGGAGCGGUUUAAGUGUUCUCCGGGUUUAUGUUUUUCCAUAUUUUCGUUUUAUAAUGUUUUGUUGGUGUGGUACUGCUGCUACUGUUUUAUGUUUUAUGGUUAGAUGAACUUGCAGACGAUGCUGGUAAUUUUGACAUUCUUGUUUACUAUUUAUGAUUCGAGUUAUGUUUUUGUAUUUUGUUAUAAAGUGUCUUAUUCUGUGA